Messenger RNA from Rhipicephalus microplus (southern cattle tick), 516 nucleotides. Its product is annotated as tigger transposable element-derived protein 6-like. The record is from RefSeq and is a predicted model, not a curated record. NCBI's taxonomy places the organism in Eukaryota, Metazoa, Arthropoda, Arachnida, Ixodida, Ixodidae.
CCGUUCGCCGCGAAACUCGAAAUCAUCAAUCGGGUUGAGCGCGGUAAAAAGAAGUCUGACGUUGCCGCCACGUACAAAAUUCCAAGGAGCAUCUUAAGUACUAUCCUGAUGAACAAGGCAGACAUCAGGGCCAAAUCGACAAAUGCCCGUGGCGCCCGACGCGUGCGCGCUGCUGUGUACGAAGAUGUUGAAGGGGCCGUUUACAAGUGGUUUGUGGACGUUCGGUGGCGAAACAUCCCGGUGUUUGGCCCUAUGAUCGAGCAGAAAGCCAAGGACCUUGCUUUUCUGCUUGGCAGGAAUGAUUUCCGAGGCGGUUCAGGCUGCCUUCCGCGGUUCAAAGAACGGCACGACAUUGUUGGCAAAGCUGUUACAGGUGAAAGCAAAGCGGCGGACCUGGACAGCGUAGAAAAAUGGCUCGAGGAAAACUGGCGACAUAUCGCAGCAAGAUAUAGAGUCGAAGAUAUCUUUAAUGCAGAUGAAACCGCUCUAUUUUGGCAAAUGUUGCCAAACAAGACA